UGAGCAGCGGUCAGUUGUGGAGCUCCUGUUGCUCUUCUCUUGUGUUACCGUGAAAGAAUUGGUGUAAACCUUUGUGUGGACAUUCAGGCGACUAGUAGAGGAGGUCACUUUGAUUGUGGGCAUUCCCGAAGAAUUUUAGUGGUUGAAGUGUAUUGAAUAAUGGGGUUAUUGACGGUGUAAAGUGUACGGUAAGCAGUCGAUAUUUAGCACCAUGGAAGUGAUACAGACGCUGGACCGGGACUGUUCUGCUCUGGCAGGACUCUUCCAAAUGGUCAUGAACGACAUGAAGGGAAGCGGCCCCAUGUGGGAGGAGUUCCUCACUCGCGCCAGCAAGCUGCACCAUGCCCUCAAAGCGACGCUGGUGGCACUCUCCACCUUCCUCGACGCCUUCCAGAAGAUUGCUGAUGUGGCCACCAACACCAGAGGAGCGACGCGGGAGGUGGGCGCGGCGCUCACCAGGAUCUGUCUACGUCACCGAGCCGUUGAGUCCCGGGUGAAGAGCCUCACCAGCGCGCUGGUCGAGUGUGUGGUGGUGCCGCUCCAGGAGAAGUUGGAGGAAUGGCGACGCUCUCAGCACGCACUCGAUAAGGACCACACUAAAGACUACAAGAAGGCGCGCUCUGAGAUAAAGAAGAGGACCGAGAAUGCUGCCAGACUCCAGAAGAAAGCUAAAAAGGCUGGCAGGAACUCAGAGCUCAACAAGGCGCUGGAGUCGACUGUGAUGGAGCUUCGUGCACGCUAUGGCAUCCUGGAGGAGGUGGAGAGGUCAGCAGUGCGUCAGGCGCUGACAGAGGAGCGGUCCAGAUACUGUGCCUUUGCUCAUGCUCUCCGGCCAGUCCUUGAUGAGGAAGUGGGACUGGUGAGCGAGCUAGGUCACCUGCAGGAGGUCAUGACCCAGCUGGAGAAGCACUCUGCUGAUCCCCACACACUUCCGCCCGCCAGUGAACAGGUGCUGUUGGACAUAAAAGAUGGCGAGGCUCAGUGGUCAUGGCAGACUCCACCAUCGUCGCCUUCUUCACUAGGAUCUCGGAAAUCUUCCAUGUGUUCAAUCUCUUCGCUUAACUCUUCCUCGUCCUCAUCUACACACUCUCCUUCACACCAUAAUCGCACACGCUCUGUCAGUCAGGGCACAAGGCUGGUGAGUGUGUCAUCGCAGGACUCUGGAUUCACAUCGCAGGACACCCUCUGCCACUCUACCCUCUCUCACGCCCCGGCUGCACUUCGUGUACAAACGGCAUCAGGAUUGUCAGAACAGUCAUGUGGUUCAGAGAGCAGUACACCAUCUCCCGCUACAUCAAAUGCAACAUGGCCCAAUCUCACCGACCCAUCCCUCCACCACAAGGCAGCACCAUCCUUCUCUGACAGACCACACACGAUCUCCUCUGCAUAUGAAAAGGGACGUGACCGUCCCUCAUUGACUGUGUACACAUUUCAGCCUCCUGAAAGACGAAGUGUUCCUGCAUCUCCUCAGAUUUGCUCCCAGCCAUGUAGUCCAGUCUGUCUUGAGCUUGAAAGUGUAGGCAUAAGUCCCUUGGUUGGCCAUACAGCAACUAUAUCUCGCCGAUCCUCACGUACUUCACUGCACCCUAAUCUUUCCUCAUCAAGCCAGGAAAGCCUCAUUGUUUCCGGCAAGCCAAGGCCUCCUGUGCCAAAUCGGUGCUCAUCACUUGAACGUCCAACUGUACCAGAAAAGCAGCCCACUUUUCGUAAUCAGCAGCAGCCACAACAGCAGCAGCAGCCACAACAGCAGCAGCCACAACAGCAGAUACAGUCACAGCAAACAUCACAACCACACCUACAGCCACAGCAUGCUGUGUCACAAUAUGGCUCAAAUAAAAUGAUACCAAUGGUACCAGAUUUUAACAUGGCAGCUCCUGAUAUGAUUGUGCCUCAGCCAGUGUACAGCAAUAUGACAGAGCUGUGUAGUGGUGUCAUGAGUGAGAACUGUAGCCAGGUUGCCAGUGAAUUGACGGAGAGUGUUGCAUCAGUUGGUGACAAUGGAUAUGAGAAUAACUUGCCACAUGAAGGCUCUGCUCUUCCAGAUGAGAUUGAUACAAGCCAGUACUGCAUGCUGCACCAUUACUCAGAUGAAGCCUCUCAUCACUAUGAGCCAGGAAGGGUGGUUCUUCGCCGACACCUCUCUCAAGCAGGUGUUGCUUCACCACGGAGUAGUACAUUAAGACGUUCUGGCUCUCAUGGGCAAAAACCUCCACCUCCUGUUCGGCGAACACCAUCAAUAUCUUCCAUAACAUCAACAAAUCCCUCUGUUACACCACUGACUGAUUUAAAUCAUGAAUUGUCUAGCACAAGUCUGAACAACUCUCCCACACACCUGACUUCUGCUGGUACUCUCAGCAGUAGCAGUAGUGUAAAUGGCAGCAUAAUUACUGGUGAAAAUGCAAGCCCUAGCCAGGGAAGCAGCAAUAAUAGCCCAUUACAACGUACAGACAGCGAAUCUAGCACACCUGUAGGAUCUUUGGAAAACCUUCCCCCUCCUCCAGCCUUCUUGUUGGAAGAUGGCACAGAAGAAGCUAACCCUGCUCCUGAUACAGAUAUGACAACUCCAGAGGGAGUCAGAUUUAUAUGUGAUCCAUUUGGUCCCCCAGCACCCAUCCAAGAUAAAUGUUUACAGCAACGUGUAAUGACAGUUAGCGAUACUGUAAAAACUUUACAAGAAAGUCAACACCAGCCACCUUCACCAGUAACUCACCGUAGAUCACAAUCCUUACGCUGUAAGGAUCAAGCACACAAAGCAGUUCAAAUUUUGGAAGAACGAAGAGUUUCUUUAGAAGAUGCCAGAGCAUCCCUCAUGACAACCCUGAAUGCCAAGCUUGCACAGCAGGCAUCCAAACAAUUCCAGAAACACUACCAACGAAUAAGAGAAGGCAGCCAGUCACCACAAAUGAGUCGUGCAUGUUUGGGAUCUGUGCAGGAAGGCAUGGCUGUAAAUAGUCCUUCACAAUCUCCAACACAUUAUCCAACACUUCAGACUAUCAGGCAAGAUCAUGUCUAUUUAAACAAGAGUCAACAUAUGGAAUAUCAGACAACUCUGCAUCAACACUCAACAUUUAGCCAACGUAACUCAAGGCAGUUACAGCAGGAGCCUCUUCCCAAAACAUUAAAUGCCUGUGCUGAUGUGCCAAGUAAUGCCUACCAGCCAGGUAUAGGGACAAACAGGGAUCCUAACCAACAAGCAUUUUUGCAAUCAUUAAAUGAAAAACUCUCACUGAGACAACUAGGUGUAGAGAGUACGACUUGUCUCGUAUCACCACGGCUUUGUUCUAAAAGAGCUCUCCCCGGCAUUGCUCCUCUACCCAACCCAAAGCCUCAUCCAAAUGGCAGUGCUCCAGGAGCUCAGGUCCAGCGUUCAGGCUCGGGUGCCAGUGAGAAGGCUUCAAAAGUACGACAGUGGAUUGCAAGCAAAACUAUGGGUACUGAGAAGAAAAGUAGUGCCGAAUCAGCUGCUCUCAGAGAGUCGCUUCUAGACCAGAUCAAGCGUGGAACAACACUGAAGAGAGCCAAACACAUAGCUGAUAGAUCAGCUCCACAAGUUUUUUGAAUUAAUGUUAUUUGACAUGUUAAAAGAUUUUAUAGGCUAAAAUAUCAGAGAAAGAAUGAUGCUCUCAAUUCUAUGAGUGCUGCAGAUAAACUUAUUGUAGUUGUAUGUGAUUCAUAUAUACUGUACUGUACUUUAUAGGCAAAGAGCUGAUAAUUUAAUUGUGGCUCAAAACAUAAAACCACUGAUAUAGGAAAGAUAGUGUCAUAUUCGGAGGGUGAAGCAUGUUUUAUAAACUUGAAUAUUAUACAAGUUCGUAACAUACAGCCUCCAAUUAUCAUUGAAAAUAAAUUUAAUUACUAUAUAAAUAAAGUAAAAUAUUGUCAAAAUAACCUGAUGAAAUACUGUACUGUAGUAGCAUAUUAAAAUAUUACUUUUAAUGUUGGUGAAAUAGCUCUAACUUAUUGCUAGAGUUGAGUUGCUUUGUCAGGGAGCAAGAGAGUGUAAUUGUAUGCAGUUCUGGAAGAUCCCAGAGUAAAAUUAGUUUCCAUGUU
Procambarus clarkii (red swamp crayfish) is the source of this 4050-nucleotide messenger RNA. Lineage: Eukaryota; Metazoa; Arthropoda; Malacostraca; Decapoda; Cambaridae. The record is from RefSeq and is a predicted model, not a curated record.